Molecule: messenger RNA, 882 nt
Organism: Mucor velutinosus
Lineage: Eukaryota; Fungi; Mucoromycota; Mucoromycetes; Mucorales; Mucoraceae
Exons: 2
Coding region: 1-882 (293 amino acids)
Molecular function (GO): nucleic acid binding
Source: RefSeq, a predicted model, not a curated record
AUGCCUGCUCGUUUAACACAAGAUUUGCGCAACAUUCUCCAAUCUUUGCUCCAACGUGGUCUUUCGCUCUCAAAGAUAAAGAAUUUGUAUCCAGAAGUGGGUAACUCUACUCUUACAAGGCUCAGAAAACUAUAUUGCCCUGACCCAGCUAGACCUCUUGGCGGAAGACCGAAAAAACUUGGUGCUAAAACUAUGUCCCUAGUGUCAAGAGGACUUCGAUCAGGUGCUUUAGAUAAUCCCCGAGCAACACAAGAAAUUUUAAGAUCGAUGGGCCAUGAUAUGUCAAUUAAUGGCAUCCGCAAGUCAUUGAGACGAAAUGGACUUAAAUCUCGUAGAAAAGCUAAAAAGCAUAGGCAUCUUACUAUUGCUGAUUGGCGUCGUUGGGUGUUUUCGGAUGAAACAAGAAUAAACCUUUGGGGCUCAGAUGGUAAUUCUUUUUACUGGACGAAUGGUGGCCUAAUCAUGCAGUCGUAUCAAGUCAAGUCUCAGUUGCAGGGAAAUGACGGUGGGGUUAUGUUCUGGAGUUGCAUAACAGCGGAGGGGCCUGGUUAUGGUAUUACCAUUAUUGAAGACGCAAUAAACUCGGGCCUGUAUGUCGAUAUUUCGAAGACAUCAUUAAACGACACUCUUGAGCACUUUGGGAAGACACCAUCUGAUGUGCGAUUUCAACAAGACAGAGCAACACCGCAUACAUCGGGUAUUACUAAACAAUGGUUCGCCGACAAUGAGUUUAACCUAGACGAAAUCAUGGAUUGGCCACCCCAAAGUCCCGAUCUUAAUCCCAUUGAACAUGUCUGGCAUCUCCUAAAGCUUAGGCUUAAUAAGUAUCCCACUAGGCCCUCUACAAAAGAAGAAUUAGAACGGCGUAUUAACAUUCAGUGA